AUGGCGUCGACUGACGAUGUUCAAAACUCACCUAAGAACAACGAAAUUUCUUCUGAAGAUGAGGUUUUAUCAGUUCUCAAAAGUAAAGUCAAAAAGAAGGCUAAUAAAAGAAAGAGACCUCCAAGAAAAACUUAUGUCGAUCAUGAAGAAAAACAACUUAUGCCGCAAAUGUUUGUCCAUGUACAGGUCGAAGAAAUAGGCGAAGGUCCCUUGGAUUUUAGUGGGUACCGCAAGGAAAAUGUCUCCACAACAUCAAACACAAGACUGGAAAAACGGAGGAAAAGACAGCCUAAUCAAACUAAGAGAAAGAGAAUAUUUGAAUGCCCUCAAUGUGAUGCUUUAUUUGAACAUAAUACACAACUUAAAAAUCAUGCCAAAGAACAUCAAGUAGUUACAAGACAUAAAUGUGAGCCAUGCGGACGAUAUUUCAACAAGGCAUUCAGUUUGCGGUUGCACAGUCGAGUUCAUAUGGAGAAGAUGGAAAUAUGUCCAAUUUGUGGAACAGCAUACUCGCUAAAAAUAAAUAUGCUCCGACACCUGAGUACACACGAACCUACGGAGCCGUGCCCUAGGUGUCCAUUAAAGUUCCAGACACAGGAACUGCUUGAUGCUCACUUGGCCGCGCACGACUUACCGGAAAACGCCGAUGGCAAAAUGGUGAAUACCAUAAAGGUCGAGGAGAAACCGAAGCCAAAGGCGAAACCGCCUCCCGUGAUCCUUUCACCGGCCAUGACCCACGUCAAGGUCGAGGUCGAAUCGGAGAACGACAACAGCGACAGCCAGGGCCUGACCAACCACUUCGAGGGCUACCUGAAACGUGAGGACCUUAACCACGCGACGCAGUGCGCGAUUGUCAGCAAAAUGCACAAGGGCCGCUCGGUGCCCGACAUAUGCCGCCUGUACAGCCUCACGCCCGAAGUGGUCAACGAAAUAUGGGAGGACCGCGACAAGUACGCCCUGCCGAAGAAGGCCGGUAAGAAGUAUAUGAACAGCGUGCUGGACGCGAGGAUAGUGGAGUGGUUCCACAGCCAACGGGCGAACCACGUGCAGGUGUCCGGCAAGAUGCUGCAGGAUGUGGCCGAGUCGUUCGCGAAGGAGAGCGGCUUCGUGGCGUUCAACGGCAGCAAGAAGUGGCUCGACCGCUUCAAGGCCAAGUACAAGAUCUCGCUCAGGGGCACGCCACCUAAAAGGGACUACAGCAAUAUCGCCUUCGGGUGCAAGUGGAAGAAUCUCUUCUUCAAGGAGACCUGGUGCGACGUCCGCCUGGGGAUCGCCGACGACGACAUAUACACGGCGGACGAGGUGGGCUUUUACUAUAAUCCGUCCAAGGGCCGGAUAAAGAAGAUGUCCGGGAAGAAGUUCAUCCAGGGCUACGUGAAGGACCGCCUCUCGAUAUUUGUGUGUGCUAACGUGACCGGCAGGGACAAGAAGCAGUUGGUCGUGUGUGGCACCGAGGAUCCUUUGGUGCAUUCUCAUAGGAAUCCCGAUACGCUGCCGGUUACGUACAUAAGGCACGCGCAGGCGCACUUCACAACGCAAAUGUUCGAGGAGUACGUAAAGUAUUGGAACAGGGAGUUGCAGUUGCACAACAGAAAGGCGAUACUAAUACUGGACAGAGCGACGAUACACUCUAAGCUAGUUCUGUCAAACUUGAAAUUGGUCUUCGUACCGUGGAAAGCGUCAUCCGGCCUGAUACCGGUGAGGAAUGGCAUAUUCGGCAGGCUCCGCGACGAGUUCCGCCGGCUGUUCCUGAUGGAGAAGGCUAUGAACGCAGUCAGGGGGGUGGACAGGAACAUGACGUGCUUGGAGGCGCUGAAUAUGUUGGAGAAGGCGUGGGAACGGUUGCCUGCACACGUUAUAAACGGCAGCUUCGUGUCCACUGGGUACGACGUGCAGAAAAUUGAGGAGGCGCCUAAUAGGCCCAGGUUUCUGGAGGACGAGGAGGGGCUGCUGUGCAAGUUCCUAAAGGAUUACGACGUGGAGCCGUAUUACACGGACCUGUCGAACCUCGAUAUGUACCUGACGGUCGACGAAGAGCUCCUAACCGGCCAGGGCACUAACGGAUCGGUCUUCGGCGGCAACCACAAGGUGGUCGACAACGCAGCCCGCGAGAAAGAGAAGGACGAGCUACUACCAAUAGGCACGGAGAAACCGAAGUCCGGCGAGUCUGAGAGGAUGAUCAGCAAAACCCGAGCGUUAGAGGACUUGGAAAUUGUUAGGAGGUUCUUGCAAACAACAGACACCCCAUUCGCGGCAUAUACCGAUUUCAUGACCAUAGAAACAUUCCUACUAAGAAAUCCUUUUAAUGAAGAAUCU
Molecule: messenger RNA, 2316 nt
Organism: Iphiclides podalirius (scarce swallowtail)
Lineage: Eukaryota; Metazoa; Arthropoda; Insecta; Lepidoptera; Papilionidae
Source: the annotation of a GenBank genome assembly